AUGUGUAUCAAGAUAGUCGAACGCUACGCAGUCUGUCGUUGCAUCUACUACAGUCAUGCUGUUGAUGCCUGCCCCGCCUAUGGCCGUCGUGGCCACAGCAUCAAGACACAGGAGGUCUUAGUCGGCUACACGUGUUCGAGACACACGGUCAACGGCUCCCGCUCCGCAUCCUCUCAACAAUACAACUACCCUGACUCUGGUUAUGCCAGCGGCAGUACCGGCGGACGCAACGCCGACGGAAGUUUUCGUCGGUGA
Letharia columbiana is the source of this 255-nucleotide messenger RNA. RefSeq lists its product as uncharacterized. Bases 1 to 255 code for a protein of 84 amino acids. The transcript has a single exon. Lineage: Eukaryota; Fungi; Ascomycota; Lecanoromycetes; Lecanorales; Parmeliaceae. The record is from RefSeq and is a predicted model, not a curated record.